AGCCGGAGAUAGAGAAGGUAGAAGAUGACUCCGAGGCACCUGGGGCAUCGAGCGCAGGGCCGCGCGACGGCGCAGGACUCGGCCAGUCACCACAGUCCCCGCUCAGUAGCUGGCCCGCUCUCUCUCCUGCCUCUCAUCUUGGUGAGUAUUACAGUCGCGAUUGUAUCAUCACGAGCAUCAUCAUCAUCACUAAUGGAUAUCUACCGUGAUGAUGGUGAUGACGUCACGUCAAGUGUUGUCCUUAGGAAUAGCUCAGCAUACCCGACCUAUGAUUGAUCCUUGUAAACUUGUAGAUUUUGUUUUGAAAUACAUUAAUUAAAUAUUCUG
Molecule: messenger RNA, 327 nt
Organism: Nezara viridula (southern green stink bug)
Lineage: Eukaryota; Metazoa; Arthropoda; Insecta; Hemiptera; Pentatomidae
Source: the annotation of a GenBank genome assembly